Molecule: messenger RNA, 818 nt
Organism: Phyllostomus hastatus (greater spear-nosed bat)
Lineage: Eukaryota; Metazoa; Chordata; Mammalia; Chiroptera; Phyllostomidae
Gene: FAM240C
Product: family with sequence similarity 240 member C
Exons: 4
Coding region: 334-609 (91 amino acids)
Source: RefSeq, a predicted model, not a curated record
GCGGGUCUUCGCUCCCAGCCCCGAGCUGACGCCGAGCGCCGGGCACCAGACCCACAGAAGAGGCAGCGGCAGGAGUCACCUGGGCGCGCGCCUGGAGUCGCACCGCAGGACGCCGCCCCCAGAGGGUCCCCAGUUCGGCUGAGAAGCGACUGAAAAGCAAGCUCUGUCCCAGGUUUCCGCGAACCCGCUUCUCUCGGGAGGCCCCACCGAGACCCCGGCCGGCUCUAACGCGCCGGCAGCGCCCGCUCCGCACAGACACAGACGUGCGCGGACCUCAGCGCCUCGUGGGAGACCGCGUGUCUGGAAGGAAGGCGGAGAGGCCCACGUCCGGAAAUGAGUGCAGGCUCCACGCUGAAGCAUCCAGGACGGGUGGCCUGCGAUGCAGAAGGGCUGAAGGCCUUCUGGGAGAAAAAGGUCCGGCUGCACGCACAGCAGCUGCGGAGCGAGGACGAGCGUGUUCGCAGGAGCGCCCUGGACAGGCUCCGUGGAGAAUGGGCUCAGGAGCUGGAGCUGAGGCACAGGAUGCUGCAGGCGCACCAGAAGUCCGCCCCACGGUCGUCCCUUCUGGGCACUAAGUCCUUCUGCACUGGAGACAAGACUGCAGCCUGAGUCCUGCGUGGAGUGGGGACGCACCGUGCCUGGCUCCCCAAGAAGGAAUGGCCCAUGGGGGCUGCGCGUGGGGGCUGCCUGCAGAGCCACUGCACCCGUGGCAGGUCUCACGGGUGCGCUCACCCUACUUCGCCCUGGUUGCAUGGGGUGCCAUUGGGUUUGCUUUUCCAGCACAAAGUAGGUGCCCAAUAAAACCCAAGGUAAUUGGA